Trichoderma citrinoviride is the source of this 1017-nucleotide messenger RNA. Its product is annotated as Pex19-domain-containing protein. Lineage: Eukaryota; Fungi; Ascomycota; Sordariomycetes; Hypocreales; Hypocreaceae. The record is from RefSeq and is a predicted model, not a curated record. Gene Ontology annotation, biological process: protein import into peroxisome membrane. Gene Ontology annotation, cellular component: peroxisome; peroxisomal membrane. The transcript is spliced from 5 exons. Bases 1 to 1017 code for a protein of 338 amino acids.
AUGAGCUCUCCGUCCGAGGCGGCAGACCCGACGAAGAGGGAAGAGUCUGGGGCAACGCAAGGGGAGGCUCAGCCAGCACCGGCGCCGGCACCGGCAGCAACUGCGGCGGCACACCCUGCGGCCACGGUAACCGACGAUGUUGACGAUGUUCCCGAUCCAGAUGAGGACGACCUGGAUGAUCUCGACGAGUUACUGGACGGCUUCAAGGCCGUCCGACAGGAGAUGAUCAACGACAACACGUUGAAGGAGGGGGCUGAAGCCACGGAGCUCGACUACGACAACAUGUCAGAAGAGGAGGUUACAAAGAGAAUGCAAGCAGGCAUAGCCGGUCUGCUGGCUAACUUGGAGCAAUCUCCCGAGCUGCAAGCUCAGUUUGAAGAAAUCAGCAAAGAGAAGAGCACGCCCGCCCCAAGUGCCAACCCGAGCGCCGCCGCAGCUGCUCCCGCGGCCGCUCCCGCCGCGGCUUCAACGGCAACCCCCCAGCCCGCUCGUGAGGGCGCUGGCGGCGCGGCGUUUCAAGACACCAUUCGCCGUACCAUGGAGCGCAUGCAGACUUCUGGCGAACAGGCUACCGCGGCGGCGGCGGCGGGAGGCGACGACGACUUCCUCUCCGAGAUGCUCAAGCAGCUGACGUCUGGCGACUUUGCCGGCGGCAGCGAAGAGGACUUCUCCAAGAUGCUCAUGGGCAUGAUGGAGCAGCUCACAAACAAGGAGAUCCUGUACGAGCCGAUGAAGGAGCUUCACGACAAGUUCCCCGCCUGGAUCGCCAAGAACAAAGACUCGGUUCCCGCCGACGACCUGAAGAGAUACAUGGAGCAAAAGACGAUUGUGGAGGAGAUUGUGGCCAAGUUCAACGAGCCCACCUACUCGGACUCUAACGCGGCCGAUAGGGAGUAUAUCGUGGACAGGAUGCAGAAGAUGCAAGCGGCAGGCUCGCCGCCGUCAGAUCUGGUCGGGGACAUGGCCUCUGCUCAGGAAGCGUUCAACUCGGCGGAAGACCAGUGCACCCCGCAAUAA